AGAGGGAUAAAACAAGGGAUGGAGGAGAUGGAGAGGGAGAAGACGAGGGAGGAGAUGGACUUUUUGUCGGCAUUGCCGGAGUGUCUCCUAACAGCCAUCCUCUCUCGAACAUCCCCUCGGGACGUGUGCCGUUCGUCGGCGGCCUCGAAGGAACUCAGGUCCGUCGCCGAGUCCGACGCCGUGUGGGAAAGAUUCCUGCCGUCCGAUCAUGGGGACAUCAUAUCGGGAUUGGCAUAUGGUCCCGCGGCUUUCUCCACCAAGAAACAACUCUACGAAAGCCUGACAGAGAUUGUCCUCAACGUUGGCGAACGGCAGAGAUUCAAAAUAGAUAAAGGUAGUGGAAAAAAGCGUGUUGUGCUGGAAGCUCGGGAGCUUGCAAUUACAUGGGGAAGUGUUCCUGAAUAUUGGGAAUGGAUACGUUUACCUCGGACAAGUAUGUGUAGAUCGUCGGAGGUGCCCGAGCCUCCGGAAGAGCGUUUGUUCGAUCUUAAAGGCAAGAUAGAGGCUCGGUUGUUGUCGCCAGAAACCACGUAUGUAGCAUACCUUAUGUUCAAAACUUGGGCAAGCUAUGGGUCUCUCGGCCGAGCGAAGACAUAUGUAAGAUUUGCUGGGAAAAAAGGAGAUGGCUAUGAGACCACCAACAUUGUUAAUCUGGAACCGGCAAAAUCAAGUCAUCAUCUGCGUAAAAGAACAGAAGGGUGGAUGGAGAUUGCAUUGGGAGAGUUUUUCACUGGUCAAGGAGAUAACGGCGAAGUGGAGAUCCGGUUGAUGGAGGUCGAACAAGGAAACUGGAAAGGUGUCAUCAGUGUACAAGGCAUUGUGCUUCGGCCUAAAGUUUGAUUCCUAAAUGAAAAGGGUAUGUUUGUUUAGUGUAUAUACCAAACCAAACCGAGUUUUACGUCCCAAUCACUUGGGGUCGGUUACAUGAAUCUAUUUCCUCCAUUGUUCUGUGUAUAUAUAUCAAUUUAUUUCUUUAUUCUUGUAGGCAUGGUUGGAAAGGUGUCAUCUGUACAAGCAUAAUUCACAUAAGUGUCUAUAUUUACAACUACGUUAAUACUCUUUGUACUUAGCAUACACACUUGUAUAUAUUUGAAUACAUGAUUAAUUAAUUCUAUGCUUCAA
Messenger RNA from Rhododendron vialii, 1122 nucleotides. RefSeq names its product putative F-box protein PP2-B12. Bases 19 to 840 code for a protein of 273 amino acids. NCBI's taxonomy places the organism in Eukaryota, Viridiplantae, Streptophyta, Magnoliopsida, Ericales, Ericaceae. Gene Ontology annotation, molecular function: protein binding. The record is from RefSeq and is a predicted model, not a curated record. The transcript has 3 exons.